CCCUCAUAUUGAACGGGCCAAUAAGGGCUGAGGUUUCAGGUCGCCAUAGAGACCGAUGCUGUUAAGAGCAAGAGGGCCGGGAGAAGGCGGCGAGCGAGGAUGAAGCUGUGCAUGACAGGGUUUGUCCCUGGAGUCAAAGGCAGGAACAACUGAGCCUCCAUACGAAUCCUUAAGAGCCUGGGAGUGGGCGUUUCACUUUUCCUGAGACUGGGGAGUCCCUGCGCCUCUGCCCUUUAACCUUUGACAUGCAUUCAGCUUCUGCUUCUCCAGAUAUGGAAAACAUGAAUAAAAGAGACCAAUCAUUCAUGACAAAUCAAAGAAAUGAUAGCUCAGGUAAUCUGGUACUUUGUAUGAAAAAUGAAAUAAGAAGCACCAAGUAUAAACCAGUAGACUAUCAACAGCUGCAGGCAUUAACAGAAGCAAAAAGAUUAGCUUCUGCCUCUGCAGAGCUAAAGAUCAGAAAAGCAGUGCAGACUUCAAAGAUAUCUAAAGAACAAACACUAAUAAAACAGCACAAGCAAGUGUGGUGGCAAGAACACCAGAGGUUAAAUGAAGUCAGAUGUAAAAUAGAAUCUGAAAUAAAAUCCUUUCUCAAUGAAGAGAACAUUGGAAAUGAAUGUCUUUCUGACCUUAUGAAUUUUGAACAAGAGUUAUCAGAACAAGGGUGUGCAUAUCUUAAAAAUGUGAUAGAUCCUAUUCAGCAAUUGAGAGCAGAUCUAAAAUACAGACAGUAUCACAUUUCUCAGCAUCCCCACUCCCAUAGUGAGUUUAACUCCGUGAAGGUACUGGAAGAGGUUGACUUCGUGAAGAAACAAUUGAAAGCUGUCUUUGAAAGUCUUAAGCUAGAGCAACAGAAAAUAGAAAAUAGUAUUUCAGACUGGAGUGUGAAAAUAGCAGAUCAUUCUUCAGAAGAAAGAAGUAAUCUGCUCAGUGAGCUGCCCAUGGAAUUGGAAGCUUUGGAAUGUCCAUACCCUGAUUUGAAAUCUUCAAUCCUUAAUGGGUUCCGUGACUUUACAGAGAAAUAUCAAAAGAAACUUCAAGUUCUUGAUCAGCAGUUAGAAGAUAUAUACAGAAACUACCAAUUAAGUGAUGAAGACCACUGGCUUUACCAGGCUAUUCUGGAUCAGUAUCCUGGGAAUCUCUGUGGCAGAAGGACUCUGUAUCUGGACAUGUUACAGAGAUAUUUUCCUCACAAAUCAAGGCAUGAUUUGGUCGAACAUGAGAAAUAUUGUGACCAGUAUCGCUUUGCUAAGGAGCAGCGAAAGAUCCUGAUGUCAAAUUGGCAUAAGAAUAGGAGAGACUUUAUACAGAAGGCUGUGCUGACACUGGCUGAGGCCUGUACAGCUCAUGAAAUGGAAAGCAUGUUGGCGAAGGACAGGAAAAAGCAGCAGGAAGUGUGUGCUGAUCUGAAAGCCAAGGUUCUUCAAUGGCGAGCGCACCAGGAAGAGGUAGCAAGGUUGGAAAUGGAAAUUUCUGCCAGAAGAAGAGAAAAGGAGGAGGAGAAAGAGAAACUAUGGAAGAAGAAGGAAUUGUUACAAAGAGAAGAGAAGAAAAAAAAGAUAAGACAAUACUGGGCUAAAAAAGAACAGAAAUGGCAAGAAAUGGAAAUGAGAGAUCUUCAGCGUCUUGAAGAACUGAAGAAAUUAAUGGCUGAACAGUCAGUAAAAGACAGAGAAAGGGUUAAAUAUAGACAAGAAGUAUUGGAAAAGCGUUUGAUGGAGAAAAAAGAAGUGGCCCUUCAAGAAGCACUUGAAGAAGAAGAGAGAGAGAGGCGGCUGGAAGCCCUUAGGAAACAGGUUGCUAUUGUUGCUCAAUUCGAUCCUGUUAGAAUGAUGUCAGAUACAAUGGCAUCAAAAGCGAGGAUGGGUAUUGGAAUUGAAGAAGAAUUUAUUCUCCAAAAGCCACUCUUCACAUUGAAUACAUACAAUGAACAGCAGAUAAUUUCUGACCCCAGACUUCGUUUUGAGUUAGCACUUCGAGAAGCUGGACUUCAUAAAACAUUUUAUGCCAAACAGCUAUUACCUAAAAUCAGUCCUCAAAAACCUCCGAGAAAGGAUAUGGAGUCUACUAUAUUUAAAAUCUAGGGUUCAAGCUCAAAUCCUAUUAUACAUAAGCAAGAUUUUUCUUUGACUACAUUUAUGUAGAUAACAAUAAUUACUACUUUCUAAAAAUUUUUUAAAAUUUCGGACCUAAAAAUCAUAGCAUCUAUUAAACAACUUUGUCUUUCUUUUAUGAUUCUUAGAAUUUUAUGGACUAUUUCUGAUAUCUCUGUUAUGUUCAAUAGUACUAAAUUCUCCCAAGACUGCAGAACUUAAUUAUGAUACAUAUGGUACAUAUAUUAUUUAGUAAAUUGCAUUUUGGAGGUUGCAUUAUCCCAUGAAAAGAGCUCAAAAAAGCCAUUUGCAAGAAUAACAAUUUAUGUGGCUGCUACCUGUUAAUGUACAUUUCUGCUUGUUAUUUUCAGAAUUUGACUUUUUAAUUAUAGAGGUUUCAUUACCAUUAAUUCUUCUAAUAUUUCUUGAUUAUUAUAAGAGGAGACUCAACCUUUUUUUAAAUUUAGAAGCCAAUUUGGUUUACCAUGUUUACUGCAAACCAAUCAGCCAAACAAUUUCAUUUUGCAAAUUAGCCUGUAAGAAUAAAUUAGAAAUUAGCAGUAGCAUUUCAAGCAUAGGGAUAUCUGUUUUGACUUGGAAAAACUGUAUUUGUGUGGUGGUUUGGAAGGAAUGUCUUAAAAUUUAGAAUGCUGUUAAAUUUUCUGUAUUAUCUAUUAAAUAUCUAGAUGACUUUAUAGAAAGUUUUUCAAAUAAAACUCAAGCAUAAAUUUUUUACUAUUUCUAAACAAUUACACAAAUAUUGAGUAGCUGGUGAUACACAGCAGGAGGUAGUGACACUAUUUUGAGAACAUAGAGUUGAUACUUAUAACUAUGAUGAAAAUAUUAGUUAAGAUUUGGGCAGCAGCCUAGAUAUUGGCUAUACCCAGACUCAGACCUUAUUCAUUUCUUUGUUUUUAAAAACAGUGUUAAUAGUUACCAUUCAUAGAGCACAAACUCUGUAAUUCUCACCAUGUAUGUCCUUUAAAUGUAAUGUCUGACAUGACCAUCAUAACAACUGUAUGUGAUUGUCAUCCUUAUUUUACAGAUAAGGAAAUAGAUUCAGAAAAGUUAAGUAACAUGCCCUAGACCCGUUGUUUUUCAAACCAUGGACUUGGUAGCUUAGUACAAAUUUAUUAUCUUAUUAUUCUGAGGUCAGAUGUCUGGAUUGGGUCUCAGUGGACUAAAAUCAAGAUGUCAACGGCUGCAUUUCCAUCUGGAGACUCUAGUGGAAAAUGUGUUUCUAUGCCUUUUCUAACUUCUAGAGGCUGCCCACAUUUCUUAGCAAGAAUGUUAGAAUAAGCUAUCAGUCAUUUACAUUAUCUACCAUUUUACACACAGCACACAGUCUUAGAAUGAAAUACCAAUGUGAUAAAAAUGAGAGUAACUUUAAAUGUUUAUGUACUUUCUAUUCCUUUUGUUAUAGACGUACUUAUCUAUAUUAUCAAGGAUUAGACAAAUACUAUAUUUUCUCUCUUUUAGCUCUAAUUUAAUCUUAGUUCUUAAAUAUAUAUUUACUGAUUGACAGUAAUCUUUAUAUCAGUGUCUUUUCAUUUACGUUGCCUGUUUUGUAGAAAACUCUUCAGGUAUUUCUCAUGGAAAUGAUAUAUUCUGAAUUCUUGAAUGUUGGUAACAGUUUGUCAGAUCUUAUAGUUGAAAAGAUACAACUAGGUAUAAAAUAUCUUAUUUACAUUUUCUUUCCUUAGCAUAAAAUGAUAAAAGGCUGUUUAAAAGUCUAGUUAUAAUCUGAUUUUAUUUCCUUGAUGAUUACUUGCUCCUUUGCCUGUUUUUACCAAGUUUUUUUUUUUUUUGGUCUU
This is a messenger RNA of Sus scrofa (pig), 3907 nucleotides long. It is a transcript of the gene CCDC148, whose product is annotated as coiled-coil domain containing 148. Lineage: Eukaryota; Metazoa; Chordata; Mammalia; Artiodactyla; Suidae. The record is from RefSeq and is a predicted model, not a curated record.